CACUAACGUCUUCGUGCUUGUCUUCUGAAGUUUAGGUUCGAGCGGUUGUGCUAAACAGUAUUUUUAAAUUUAGUUAAAUGGAUAUUAUUUGAAUGUAAUAUGGCUUACAACUUUAAAGAUAAAGAAGAGGUGGAACUUUUCCUAAAAAACUUGGGUAUAGAAUAUAGGUUUGGAUGCUUCUCCGAAAAAAAACCAGAAGUUUGCCAUCUAUUGGGUGACUAUGAGGAGAGUGUAAAUAGCAACUUCAAAAGUGCAUUUAAAAUUUACAAAAAUAAUUGUGACACAAACGAUCAUGCACACAGUUGUUAUAAAGCUGGUGGUUACUUUAUGCAGGGCAAGGGUAUACCAAAAAUAGACGACUCCAAGGCCAUAGAUUAUCUAGAAAAAGGCUGUAAUUUAGGAAACGCACGAGCAUGCUAUCGGGGCGCAACUCUCAUUGCCUAUGGGCCGGACAAACUUAGGGACUACAAUCAGGGCCUGGAAAUGUUCGACAAGGCGUGCAGUGCGGAGAUCGCGGAUGCGUGCUUCGCGCUGAACACGUUCUACCUGUUCGGCUCGAAGGACCACAACGUCGCCAAGGACAGCGCGAAAGCGGCACAGUACGCGACACGCGGCUGCGAACUCAACCACCUCGGCUGCUGCUCCAACCUCAGUCAGAUGUACCGGCGCGGCGACGGCGUCCACAAGGACCAAAAGCUGGCCGACAGGUUCAUGCUCAAAGCUAAGGACAUUGAGCGCCAGGAGAGCACUACCAUCGAUUUCGAACUGGGUCUCCGGUCGGGCUCUAGCUGACUUGUAAUAUAUUUCUGUAGAUAUGAUUGAAAAUUGAUUCAUAGAUAUAGUGUCUCAAUAGAUUUGUAAAUACAGUUUGAUAGAUGUCAAUAUUAGUGAAUGGUUUUGUGAAUAAUGAACACAGUGUAAUUUGGUUAUAGCGCCCUCGGCUGUAGCGACAACACGGAUAUAACGUCAUUUAUUUACAGGUUACUUAUUACUAUAAGUAAUUUACAUUGUGAAAACCACGGAUUUAUUGUCCGUAAAAUAUAAACCUUCUUAUACAAUACCAAGAAAAUUGGGCCGAGAACUGAGCAGAUGAGAGAGAUGAACGAGAGGAGAACUGAUAGACUUGAGUUUUUAGCUUAGAUUCAGUUAUACAUACUUGUUAAAGUAUAUGAAUUUCCUAAAUUACCUUUAAAAAGUGUGUUUUCCGUAUAAAAACUUGUUUUUAACUUCCUUGGUUUAAAAUGUAAGAUUUUAAAACAUCUUCUAUAGAGUCAUUAAAUGUGUGUUCCCUAAAAUGGCGUUAUAACCAAGUUCCACUGUAGUAAACUCAAAGCUUGAAUUAUAGCUAAAGACAUUGAUUAUGUUAGGUGUGGUGUUGUGGAAAAUGAAUAUUAAGCUCGAAGCUUGAAUUAUAUAUAGCUAAGGAAGUUAGAAGCUAACACUGGAUUCCCACAUAUCAGUGUCUGGUACAGUGAGCAUAUUAUUUCUAUUUGUUAUUGCUUCACCGGAUGGCUGAGUUGGAAUAUAAUUCUUGACCGAGCGAAGUGAGGUCUAAGAUUCAAGUCGACGGUUUUGCAUUUCUCUUUAUGUUCCGCAUUUACAGCGAAACGCAGCAAUAGAUUUUCAUGAACUUUGAAAGGUAUGUUCCUUUUUGAAUUUCGCGUCGACGUAUACAUAUGGUUUUUUUGAAAUUUGGCAUUUUAAGGAUAAUAUUCAAGAGGAAAAGGAGUCUCCUUUGAACGCCAAUAUUACCGUAAAAAUCAACUUUAGAAUUAUUCAUAAAUCAGCUGUCUAGUGGACCCGUUCAAAAACAUCGAACAUCUUGAAAAUUCAUCUUACCUUCAACGUUAGUAGACAGUUCUUUCCAUAAGUUGAGGCCAUGAUUCUAGUUUUGAGUUAUUGAUAGAAAACAUUUUUCUUUUUUAAUCUGAUGAUUAAAAUUGCAAAAAAUAUUAUUGAAAAGAAAUUGAUUUCUAAAAUCAUGAAACGUUAGAAAUGAAGUCUGUAGGAAAUCAGAAUUAUGGUAGUUUAUUUUAUUAAUAUCAACACACCGAUUUUUCGCCAACACGAAAACACAGAAUGUUCUCUGAUGGGUUGAUUGGAUUGGCUUAUCGACGGCAGACAGACCUGAUAAAAGCGCUCAUACUCACAUUCCGGGACGGCACGUCACGGCACGAUAGGACAGAAAGCUCUUUGUUUAUUUAGAAUUUUUUCUAGACAUUUUUAAUUGAUAAAUUAUUUAUUAAUUUUGAGAAAAAAUAACAACAGGUCAAUGUAACUUACUGAGCGCGAGGUCUACUGUUCACAGAACUACUAGUAUUUUCACUGUACCGGUCACUGACUGACACUGAUAUGUGGGAAUUCGCCACAAGCGUGAUUUCCACAUAUCAGUGACAGUCAAAAAGAUCGACACAGUAAAGAUAUAAUUCCCAUGAGUUCUUAUUGGACUGUUCCCACUCAGCAUGUCCAAGCGGUAUGAAUAGUCUCAUUAGAACUUAUAUAAACAAUAUUCUCACUGUAACGAUCACACUGUCACUGAUAUGGGAAUCCUGGUUUAGCUUCUAACUUAAUCAAUGUCCUUAGAUAUUAUCACUUAGAUAAUUAUAUCACUGUUGUGAAUGGUGUUGAGAAUAAAAUUGGUGCGUUUGCAAGCUAGUGACAUUGAGUUGUUGAACGAAUUACUAAAAUCGUUCUGCUUAUUGUUCACGAAAGUGUGCUUGGCUGAGACAGUUGUUGAAAUAAUUUAUCAAUACACCUCCAAGUCUUACAACAGACCUGUGAAUGUGCGUUUGUUGGGCGCAACUUUUCGAUUUACCUUUGCGACUUAAAAAAGUGGAUGCCUCUUAACAUGAACAAGUAGUGAGGCCGGUUAGGAAAAAUUAACAAAAAUAAAUUGUAUACUGGAAGCUAGGGACAUUGAGUAAACAAGAUGAUAUAAUAAUUGCAUUAAUAAAGUAUAUAUUACUAAGAUUCAUUUUAUGUAGUUUCUGUUGUUGAAAGAUUUUAACUGUUAUAUCUGAACAUUAUGAAAUAAUGAUGAGUAAAUGUUGCCAAUUUUAUUAUAUGCCUCACUUGUA
Messenger RNA from Nilaparvata lugens (brown planthopper), 3077 nucleotides. RefSeq names its product cytochrome c oxidase assembly factor 7 homolog (gene Coa7). The transcript is spliced from 5 exons. Gene Ontology annotation, molecular function: protein binding. The coding region runs from base 100 to 792 and encodes 230 amino acids. The record is from RefSeq and is a predicted model, not a curated record. Gene Ontology annotation, cellular component: mitochondrial intermembrane space. NCBI's taxonomy places the organism in Eukaryota, Metazoa, Arthropoda, Insecta, Hemiptera, Delphacidae.